Messenger RNA from Planococcus citri (citrus mealybug), 3232 nucleotides. RefSeq names its product Mitogen-activated protein kinase rl (gene rl). Gene Ontology annotation, molecular function: MAP kinase activity; ATP binding. Lineage: Eukaryota; Metazoa; Arthropoda; Insecta; Hemiptera; Pseudococcidae. The coding region runs from base 145 to 1233 and encodes 362 amino acids. Gene Ontology annotation, cellular component: nucleus; cytoplasm. Gene Ontology annotation, biological process: intracellular signal transduction; protein phosphorylation. The transcript has 9 exons. The record is from RefSeq and is a predicted model, not a curated record.
CAGUUUUCACUUUUCAGAACCGAGGAAAGAAGUUAUCAUUAUUUUAUUAUUCGGAUUCGGAAUUUCGAAUGUAACUACAGGACUGUUUAUUUUACGCUUUGGUUUUUAAAAUUUCAACUUGAAUUUCGAAAUUUAUCCGAGCAAAUGGCGACUGAAAAUGCUGACCAACAGCAGGUCGCAUUUUUCGUGAAGGGCCAAAUAUUCGAAGUUGGUCCUCGGUAUUAUGAUUUAGCGUACAUCGGAGAAGGAGCAUACGGGAUGGUCGUAUCGGCCAAAGAUAGAUUAACCGGAUCAAAAGUAGCUAUUAAGAAAAUUUCUCCGUUCGAGCAUCAGACUUACUGUCAGCGGACAUUAAGGGAGAUUAAAAUUUUAACCAGAUUCAAACACGAAAACGUAAUUGAUAUCAGAGACAUUUUACGUGCUGAGACCAUCGACCAAAUGAAGGAUGUUUAUAUUGUCCAAUGCUUAAUGGACACAGACCUGUAUAAAUUAUUAAAAACUCAAAAAUUGUCAAACGACCACAUCUGCUACUUUUUGUAUCAGAUACUUCGAGGAUUGAAGUACAUUCAUUCUGCGAACGUCUUGCAUCGGGAUCUAAAGCCCAGCAAUUUACUUUUAAAUACGACAUGUGAUCUGAAGAUUUGCGAUUUCGGACUAGCCAGAGUUGCAGAUCCCGAGCACGAUCAUACUGGUUUUCUCACCGAAUAUGUUGCUACUCGAUGGUACCGGGCACCCGAGAUAAUGCUGAAUUCUAAGGGCUAUACAAAAUCAAUAGAUAUUUGGUCGGUGGGGUGUAUUUUAGCAGAAAUGUUAUCAAAUCGCCCUCUAUUUCCGGGAAAGCAUUAUUUGGAUCAGUUGAAUCAUAUAUUGGCUAUUCUCGGCUCUCCUUCUCAAGAAGAUCUUGAAUGCAUCAUUAACGAUAAGGCUCGUAGUUACUUGCAGUCAUUGCCGUUCAAGCCAAAAGUUCCUUGGAUUAGACUUUAUCCGAAUGCGGAUGUAAAGGCACUAGAUUUGUUAGACAAAAUGUUGACCUUUAACCCUCACCGAAGAAUCACCGUCGAAGAAGCCCUAGCCCAUCAAUACUUAGAACAGUAUUACGAUCCAGCUGACGAGCCAGUAGCAGAGGAACCAUUUCGAUUCUCGAUGGAAUUAGAUGAUUUGCCGAAAGAAGUGUUGAAAAAGUAUAUAUUCGAAGAAACAGUCCUGUACAGAGACAAAGUGCCUACUGCUUGAGGAUAAAAUGAUCGGGCACAAAGCGAUUUUGAUAUAAACUUACUUUUGAUUUUUUAAAUUUGUGUUGACUUGAUUGGUCUUGCAGGCCGUUUUUAUUUGUAAUGGUUUUAAUUUUACAUUACUAUUUUUAACAUCACUUUAUAUACCAACCCAAUUUUUCUUUUCAUUCUUUCGAAACAAAGCUACAUUAUUUCAAGACUGUACUAGCUUUGAUUUUUUUGCUGCUUUUGUUUAAAAUAAUUUCCUAAAUGAAUCGCGAUUUGAUGUUUUCUUUUUAAGGAAGUCAAAUCUGCAAGGUGCAAAUGCAGAUUUAAUUAAAAAAUACGUGUAAAUUAGUGUUUGAAAGUUACCAUACAUUUUAUUGGUAGUUGGUACCUAUGGUGGAAAAAUCAAAUCUACGCUUUGUAAAUGAUUUUUUCUCAAUUUUAUUCGUCGUAGUUUUUUUUUAUAAAUUUCAAUUCACUUUUCGUUUAUUUAAAAAAAAAGCACUCAUUUCAUUCUGUAUAAAAAGAACAAACUUGAAUUAUGAGUACAUAAGUAUUUUUUUUUUCUAAAUUAGGGAAUGACUUUGAUAACGUUUGAGCAUCGGAGAAUGUUCUUGCUGAUGAUCGUUGUAGUAGGUUUUGGUUUAACGAUUUUUAUUCUCUUUUUUUUUUGUAUGUAAAUGUUUCAAAAUAAAAAAUGAAGGAAGAAAAAAAAAUGAUCCUCUAUAAAUUUGAUCGAUAUUACAUUGCGGUUUUGCGAGUUUGUAUGGCAAUCUUUCAAUUUUUGUUAUAUUUCAAUUUAUUGGCCUACCUCUAACUUUAAAUAAUUUUAUUCUUUUUUAUUUAUACUAUAUAUACAUAUUACCUAUUUGAAUUAUAAUUGUUAAAUUUUUCAUUCUCUCUCUUUUUAAAAAAAAAAAAAAACAUUCGAAUACUUAAUUUUCUGGUUUUUGCAACGAAGGAUAGGGGGAGGAAAGUUACGAAAAUUUCCAAAAUGUUAACUAUUGCGCUUGACUUUUAUCUAGAUAUUAAAAUUUGUUGUAAAUUUUUAGAUUAUUUUCAUACUAUUAAUAGGCACGUCUACGUACGUCGAUGAAUAUAAAAGUAGUAUCUGUGUAAGCUGAGAACGAAAAUGAAAAUCGUUUGAAUGUUUUAUUAUGUAUUUUACAAAUAGUCGUUUAUUCUAAUCAAUGUGUAUCGAGUAUUCAUAGCUGAUUAGUCGCCGAUCUCAAGUUAUACAUUCCAAAUGUGGGUAACCUGGUUUACGAUUUACGAAUGUUGAAACGUUUCUUUAGAUUUGGCGGUGAAUCUGUAUAAUGAGGAAAAAUAUGUCUGUCUAUAUGCUACAUGAAUUUAUGAAUAGUAAGAAAAAUCAUGUUUGAUUAAUAAUCACCGGACUUGGACUUCGUCUCAUUAACCUUAACGUUUUUUUUUUCAAAUUGGCUAUAAUUUUGCAUUGUUUCACCAAUGACAAUCAUUAAAUAUUUUUUGCGUUUGAGAAUGAAAUUGAAAUAAUUACGGACGGGUUAUGAUUAUUAAAGCGUGAAAACUCCUACGAUACCACGAAUCGUUGUGGAAAAUUUAUGAAAUGGUCUUCGAUGAAGAUUUUAGUACAUACAUACCUAUUUAUGGCGACGAGUAAAAUCUAGCCGGGAAAAAUUACGACGAAAAUAGUGCGCUUGAAGUGUUCAUUUGAUAUGAAAUUAGAUCUCUAUGAUGAUAAAUUAUUUAAAAAUAGUUUAAACUGGAAAACAAAAUAUUAAAAUGAUAGAUAUUAAUAUGUUUAGCAUUUGUUAUAAACUUAUUGUCAGUACUUUAGUAUAAUAGUAUAAGUGUUAUAAUCUUUUAACCAUCGUGCAAAUACGAGUCGAGUAUUUUUUUUCUCUAUUAUAUUUUGUUUUAAAUUUACUUGUAAAAAUCAAUUUUUAAUUACAUUUUCAUUUUUUUCUCCUGUUCCAGUAUUAUAUCUAUUUUUUCCCUUCUUUUAAAAAUAUAUCUGUUGUUGUGAAUCGAUA